Messenger RNA from Marasmius oreades (fairy-ring Marasmius), 1047 nucleotides. RefSeq lists its product as uncharacterized. The transcript has 7 exons. The coding region runs from base 232 to 957 and encodes 241 amino acids. NCBI's taxonomy places the organism in Eukaryota, Fungi, Basidiomycota, Agaricomycetes, Agaricales, Marasmiaceae. The record is from RefSeq and is a predicted model, not a curated record.
GUGGGAUCAAUUUAGAACCCAUAUGAUGCUUGCUAUCUCACCGGUUCAGGAAAUUGUAUUGAGGUUUGUUAUUUAUCGGAAUAUAAUCUGAAAAACGACAACUGAUACACCCAGAAUUCUCCUGUUGACCCACUGAUAUGCGUCAUUUGAGAGGGGAGGACACCAGCACCCAUCCUGGGUGCCGAUAUAUUUAACGGAAGUCGACUUCUUUCAACUCAACAGCGAUUUGCCAUGAUAAAGGCCGCAGUCAUCGUUUCGCUUGUUGCUCUCUUCGUUGGGUCUACCUCCGGGCACACCAUCUUCCAGGAGUUGUACAUUAAUGGUGCCGAUCAAGGCCACAAUAAUGGUAUUCGUGUGCCCAAUACGAACAACCCUGUGAUGGAUGUAAGCUUGAAUGACAUUAUAUGCAACAUUGGGCUCUCUUCCUCCGACGCCGUCAUCAACGUCCCCGCCGGAGGUCAGGUAACCACCGAAUGGCACCACGGUGGCAAUGGAGCUUCUCCAGGAGACGUCGAUGAUCCCAUUGCGUCCAGUCACAAAGGACCCAUCAUCACCUAUUUAGCCAAAGUUUCUGACGCCAAAUCAGCCAGUGUUACCGGUCUGAAGUGGUUCAAGGUCCAAGAAGACGGGUACGACGCGUCAACGCAGAAGUGGGCCGUCGACAAGCUCAUCGCCGGCGGGGGUAAAUACACGUUCACAAUGCCCAAAUGCGUCCCGUCUGGCCAAUAUUUGAUGAGACACGAGAUCAUUGCGCUUCAUGGUGCUGGCACGUACCCUGGUGCUCAGUUCUAUGUUGGUUGUGCUCAAAUCAACGUGACCGGCGGUGGUAGUGCAUCCCCCGCUACUGUUAGCUUCCCUGGUGCAUACAAGGGAAGUGACCCUGGCAUCACCAUCUCAAUCUACUGGCCUCCUGUUACCAACUACACUAUCCCAGGGCCAAAGGUCUUGACUUGCUGAGGUGUUGCUCUCUCCUCAUGUGUUGCUUGUACCGGUGUAUUUCGUAGUCGUUGUUGGACGCACUCCAUACUAUCAAACUUAAUCAACGAG